AUGGACAUGAAAAAUGAGAGAGUGAUUAAUCAUAAGUUCCAGGUGCAUCCCUUGGUUUUUGUGGAAGAGCAAAUCAAUGAAGCUGAUCGCAAAGCUCACUGCUCUGUAUGCAUGGAGGUGCUUUCAGGUCCAUGCUUUAGUUGUGCACUCUGCAAUUAUCACCUUCAUCAGAAAUGUGCGGAGGCACCCUAUUCAAUUUCCGAUCACCCUCUCCAUACCGACCGCCACUCAGAGCUUACAAGGGAUGAUUGCAAGAUCUGUUUCGAAGAAAUGAAACUAGAGUGUGGGAGUUACUCUUGUGUAAAGCCAGGUUGCAAUUACGUUGUUCAUGUGAAUUGUGCCUUGGAGGAUUCAAAUCUGUACGAGGUAAUUGAGGAAUAUUGCCGAUGUGAGGAACUCAAUGCAGAUACGCAGUCUUCCAUCACUCGUGUUAUUGAGGUGAAUGAAGAUGGGGAAGCCACAAAGAUUGAACAUUUCAGCCAUGAAGGUCAUUGCUUGGUGUUAGCAGACAAGAUGGAGGACGAAACUGAUAGAAAAUGUGAUGGGUUUUAUUAUUGUUCGGAAUCAGAUUGCCAUUUUUGUCUUCACAAAAAUUGUGCUGAGUUGCCAAGAAUCAAGCCUCUUUAG
Hibiscus syriacus is the source of this 627-nucleotide messenger RNA. RefSeq lists its product as uncharacterized. The transcript has 2 exons. Bases 1 to 627 code for a protein of 208 amino acids. The record is from RefSeq and is a predicted model, not a curated record. NCBI's taxonomy places the organism in Eukaryota, Viridiplantae, Streptophyta, Magnoliopsida, Malvales, Malvaceae.